Pocillopora meandrina is the source of this 2463-nucleotide messenger RNA. Lineage: Eukaryota; Metazoa; Cnidaria; Anthozoa; Scleractinia; Pocilloporidae. The record is from the annotation of a GenBank genome assembly.
AUGUGUCCCCGUAACAUGAUUCAAAAAACAAGAUUCAAAUACUACGAAGACUAUGUAAGUUGAGAUUCUUCAUGUUAAUGGCUAGCAUUCACAGUGCUCUUUCCAUAUAGCUGAUUGAGCGCAAACGAACGAGAAAAUGUAAGCAUUCUCAAGCUGAAGGGGAGCACUCCAGCAAAUGGAAUGCUUCACUGAUCAUGAUUAAACCCAUUUUUAUUUCACAGUAAGUUCGAACAUUAGUGGUUCAAACCUCUGACAGCAUCACGAUCCAAACAGCAAUUACUGGCCAUCAACUCUCUCUGGUUAAUCCUGUGAAAUUAUGUCUUUAAAACAAGUAAAUGUUUGUUGGUCGGUAGAGAUCUAGUUGCGUAAAAAUUAACAUGAUUCUAUGUCUUUCCAGAAUGCAUCUUGCGAUAGCAUUUGUCCAGAAGGUGGUGAGUUCCUUAAACCUUUUGUCUUUAUUCUAUAGUGCUACUUUGUUUAAAUUUCCCUCUUAACAAUCCUUAAAAGCAUCGACUAGCUUCAGAUAUUGCUUUCCGUGCAAGUGAUUUACAUGGCCAGUUAGUGGCUUAACAUCGUUAAUAACUUUACAUUUUGGACUUACUGAUAGAAGUGGGCCUUAAUCCAAACUAACGAGGAGCGUAUCAAAAAUUAAUCAUUAUAAAUGUAACCAGUUUCAUGUAUACUUAAAUUGCUAUUACCAUGUCCAACAACUCAAAACCACUACCAUUUACGAUUAAAAAUAUAAUCGUAAAAAUUACAAUUUCUUCGAUUGUGAUUUGUUUAAAAAACUACUAUUUUCUUUAUAACGUAUCAUCAUCAUCCUACCAUUUUACCUUACUCUUACUCCAUUUAUGGUUUUUUUUUCCUUUACUACUAAAAAUGUCACAGUAAGUCAGGAAUCACGUCCUGUCUUUUUAUUCUCCCUUAAGACGUUAAAAGUUCCCACAAACCAAAGCGAACCUUUCCAGAUGGUUCCCUGACAAAUGGAAACUUUGCCUAUCAUUUUUUCUUCAUUGAUAAUUACGAAAGUCUUCUUACAUAAUUUUUUUUUCUUUUUACCCGGUUUGAUUUUAGACGCCAAUUUGACAGAUUUCCAGCUUACUUUUUCAAGCAAGGCCGUGACAAAUUACGUGAGCCUGGAUGUUCAAAGUUGUGCAGAACCGCUGACGGCUUUCACUGUGUGCUUGUGGUCGAAAAAUGUCAACAUUUCGUAUGGUGGAUGCCUUUUCAGCUACUCGCUAACAGAAGAAUCCAACGAAAUUUUAAUCUGCGACUACGUUGACCAAUUCAUUUUUGGUGUUAAAGGAGACAUAAGGUAAGAGAUACGGACUCAGGUUUUUUUUAGCAACAUGAAUAAAAUUCCCUUUCAUUUGAUAACACUUGUAUCAGAUCAUUAUACGAAUGGCAAGAGUGGGAUAUGUGCUCCCUACCCCCCUCCCUCUAAAAAAAGAAUUUCCAAUCUCCUCCAGUCUCCCAGGCGAUGGAUAACAAAUGGUCCCUAAACUGAUUUAUAGCGUUGAUGAUGUGCAGAACCGCUGUCUUUUUACAUUGCGUGCCCGCGGUCAAAAAAGGAAAAGUGUUAACAUUUCGGAUUUGCGAAAGUUUCAUGUUUUUUGCUAAAGCCGAUGGGAGGUUAAUGAUACGGAAUCAAUUCAUUUGUUUGUAAUUGACAAUGAAUUACCUUUAAAAACACUUGUAUCAGAUCUGUCUACAGGAGCCUUUGGUAACAUGAGCACGCAAAAACUAGGAACUAAGGUCGCUCCAUCAGAGUCUAUCUUGGUUUCCAAAGUGCGAAGCGACUAUGAGCAAUACUACCCGUUCUAAAUGGAGUACUUAUCUACAGAAAGUAAUCCUCAACCCUCUUACGCAACGCAUUCGCCCGAAUCGCCCCUGAUAUGCAUCCCCACAAUCACCCCACCCACUCCUCCCUCAAACAUGUCAUAAAUUUUUCGUGCAGUUUCCCAGUAAUUAUUUAAACUCCCAGAUGAAGAGAAGCAUGGAAAGAGUAUAGAAUCUUGCCCAACAACAAUGCAAGAGUUACUGUGUCUCCCACAAAGCUAAGGAAUAAAUCAGCUUAGUGUGAUCAAGUAUUUACAGAUACUUAUGUCUAAAUAAUUAUUAAUAAGCUUAUCCUCUUCUAGUGAUAUAGAUGUGCCGCAUAGUGCAAACGUAUUCCUACACAUAUGCGCCUCUUGGGAGAACGCCGCUGGAUCGUGGAAAUUUUAUUUGAACGGCUCACUUCUACAAAGUGGCAGCGAUUUUCUGACAGAUGAAGUGAUCCCCAGUAAUGGCAUUGUUAUUCUAGGUCAGGAUCAAGAUGACUAUGGUGGAGGAUUUGAGCAGGAACAAAGCUUCGUUGGUCAAAUGCACAGGGUGAAUAUGUGGAAGAGAGCUCUGACGGCUGAGGAAAUUUAUGAAUUGUCGAAAAAUUGUUCUUAUGGAGUCGGCAAUUUCAUGAGCUGA